AAUACAUUCAGGACACGAGUGUCAAGCGCUGUCCAAUCAAUGAACGAUGAGGUUCCAACGGGGGUGUUUUUGUAUAAAAUACAAAUAGCUGACCUUGGUCGAUAUUGAAUAGCCAUGACAGUAUUAGGACAUAAUCGAUAACAUAAAGCUGAGAGUAAAAAAAUGAAACCUGUGGCAAAAGGCAAACGCAGAAAUGAGCGUAAAGGAAGGUCCAAAGCCGCAAAGACGGAAAAUAAACUGGACGUAUCAGGUCCUGAGAAGGGGAAAGACAAAGAAACGGAUGAAAUUGUGUCAUCAUCGUCUCUUGACAAUGUGAGUGGCAAUAAUAAUGGUGACGAUGUAGACCUCAGUAUUGGCCAUGAAGCCUUCCUCGGAUUCGAUGACAUCUCAAUAUAUAAUGAUAACCAACCGGACGAUUCGGCUUUCCCUAUUGAAGAACUUUCAGAUUUGACCCCUGGAAUGGGCUUGGUUUCACUGGUGGUUGGGGAGGGACCGCAGGCAGAAAACCUAAAGGACAUAAUCUCCAACCAGACGGUGGCCCACGAGGUGAGGUUAUGUCGUCUGGAGGAGGCGUUUGAAGCUUGUAACGUGCAGUGUUACCUCCUGAUCUGGGUGCUCAUUGACAUGCCUGUGACCCAAGAAGUUCUCAGCCUGACCACUUCCAUCCGGUAUGCAAGUAGUUGCAACAGAGGAACAGUCAUCAUUGGUGUUUCUGACGGCUCAGCAGUUGUUGAUUUGAGAUUACAUGGAAUCGAUGAAAUAAUUCUACAUCCAGUGACCAGCAAAGAUGUGCGUGAGAAAUACACAAACUGGACAUCAACGCCAAUCACUACAGUAGAGAAAAGAGAAGCACAAGAUUGUGAAGCUGCUGAAUUUUCAGAGCCAACAACUCCCUCAACCCCCGCAACGCCAGCUACACCAUCUACACCUGCCUCCGAAAGUGGGGACAGAUCUAGUGUGGCAAUAUCACUGGACAGUGGAAUAGAAUCUCCUGCUUUUAACCAGGCUUUAAACAAGUGCACAGUGCAACUGCCAUCAUUUUCUCAACUUAAGGCCAUGGUACCCAAACUAAGACAAAACAAAGUUCCCAGGCACAGUAGUGCUAUUGACCACACAACAAAGGAGAAAGUUCGAAGAGAACGAAUCAAGGAUAGCUGUGACCAGUUGAGAGUUUUGCUACCCUAUGUCAGGGGCCGCAAAACGGACAUGGCUUCCAUACUGGAAAUGUGUGUAGAGUACUUAAAACUUGUUAAUGAGUCACUGCCUCAGGAAUUUCAAAAUCAGAUAGCUGAACUGAUGACAAAAGGUCCUUUAAUGGAGGGGGCAGGUAGAAAUGGGAAGAGAUGUGAAAAAGGAGGAAAAUCUGCCAGGCUACCAAUGUCCCCGGGAGAGUCCAACUUAGUGACAUCAUCCAUAGAUACAGAACAAUUGAGCAAUGAGGAAAGCUCUAAACAGACUGGCUUUAAAAGAGAUUUGGUGGAUGGAAAUGGAAGCCAGUUUCCAGUAAAGAGAAUCAGAAUCCAGUCGGGAACAGAAGAAUACAGUCAAGUCCAGAAACCUCAAGCUGUACUGCCCUCUAUUGAGGCCCUCAAAGUCACAAAGAAAGAAAAUGCCUUCUCUGGGUUAGACCAUGCCACAUAUUCUGGAUACCCUUAUCAUCAGCUCUCCUCUCAGCUAUUGUAUGGUGAGUACGAUCCUUCAUGCCGUGUGUAUGGUGCUUGUGAUGGAUACAUGGCCACUCCCUACUAUACUCCCACCACCCCUAACAAACAGCAGAUGGAACGAGAAAGCAUCUACAUGGACAGCCAGAUGCUGUUCCACUUUUACGGUAAUGGAGCAAUGGCCAGUGGCUUCAACAUGAGCGGUCUAACUGAUUAUGUCAAUCCCAAUGCAGUAUUACCUAUAGCAUACAGCAAGAGCAAAUCGGAUCAACAACAGGAACAAUCUUCUCCCGUUUCUCAGAGCAAACCUGGAUAAUUAAGAUGGACUAGAUUCAGUAGACUAAGUAUUGACCAAAAUUAGGACUUCCCAAAAGAAAUUCCAGAGGAUAGGGAAAGAGGUAUCUUACGUUUCAAAAAAAAAAAACAACAACAACAAC
Molecule: messenger RNA, 2098 nt
Organism: Saccostrea echinata
Lineage: Eukaryota; Metazoa; Mollusca; Bivalvia; Ostreida; Ostreidae
Exons: 11
Coding region: 163-1977 (604 amino acids)
Biological process (GO): spermatogenesis; regulation of DNA-templated transcription
Cellular component (GO): nucleus
Molecular function (GO): RNA polymerase II cis-regulatory region sequence-specific DNA binding; DNA-binding transcription factor activity, RNA polymerase II-specific; protein dimerization activity
Source: RefSeq, a predicted model, not a curated record